Dermacentor albipictus is the source of this 2162-nucleotide messenger RNA. RefSeq lists its product as uncharacterized. Gene Ontology annotation, molecular function: glycosyltransferase activity. The record is from RefSeq and is a predicted model, not a curated record. Gene Ontology annotation, cellular component: cytoplasm. Lineage: Eukaryota; Metazoa; Arthropoda; Arachnida; Ixodida; Ixodidae.
UGUUGGAACUUCUUCUUCGACCCGCCUGGCAGACGGCAAUUAACCGUCACCUCGUCCGUCUGCUCUUCACGAGCUUCCUCACGCACGCUCAAGCGCAUUUAAAACUAACGUGGCGUACCUUUCAAUAAAUCCAGUGUGGUCAAACCCCCUAUAGUGGGUGCGAGCCAUAUUUUGACAACAGAAGAAGAAGAAGAAGAACGUGCCGUAAGUUGUUCAUUUCCUCCAGUUAGCUUUACCAAUUUUAGUAUUUCAUAAAGAUUGCCUAAUUUCAUCCAAAUCUCCGCCGAUCCCCCACAGUGAGUGUGCGCCAUAGCUCAAGGAAUACCAUACCGUACCAUACCAUACCAUACCAUACCAUACCAUACCAUACCAUACCAUACCAUACCAAUGGGUGUGCGCCAUCGCAUAAGCAAUACCAUAGCGUACCUUUCUUGAACAAGACAGCGAGGUAGGCGGCAGACCCAGAGGUCCAACACAGGCCCGCUUCUGAGCGCCAUGCAAAGGACCCAGCAACUGCUGCUGCUGCUGUGCGUGUUCGUGGGUGGAUUGAUCGUCGGUGCCCAAUAUAGACUAAACGUGAGCCAUGGCCACGACUCUAUUGGGCAGCAGCAGCGGUGGCACUCAACGACUAUUCAGAAAACAGUAAGAGCGUCGCCCUACUUCACCGCAGACGGCGCCGACUGGGUGGACGCGUGGGUAAAAGCGAGCGCCAACGUGUAUCUCUACUCGGCCUACUUCGACCCCCGGUUGGGCGCCAACGCGACCGUGGUGCGCGUCUUGGGACACAUGCGUCUCAAUCCGAGGCUGAAGGUGAACUGCUCCUGCCUCAUCGACGACCGGACCGAGAAGCCUGCCCAGCCUGUCGUCGCCGAAGUGGAGUAUCUUCAGGACCACCACAACGCCAAGUACGGCGGCGUCUUCAUCAACUGCCCUUACUACGCGUCGAACGACUCCGAGACACCACGGACUGUGCGCGUGACCGUUACCGGAGCCGAGGUUGGCACGUCUGCGAGGAUGCCGGUCCACUACAGGGAACGCUCUUCCAGCGUACAAGAACUGGACUCACUCGCGCUCUGCGUCCGACCUUUCUACGGCGGAGUGCCUAAGGUGCACGACCUGAUGCACUUCCUGGCCUACCACUCGCUCCACGGUGUCCAGAGGUUCACCUUCUACGCCGACACUUCCAGCCAAGAGGUGAACAAGUACCUGUGGACGCUUCGAGACCGCUUGAAAAUCGACUUCUUCGCCUGGUCUCUACCCGCUGCCAAGAAGUCUUGGGCCCUGGCUCAGAGCGUCUUCACGCAGGACUGCCUGUACCGGCACAUGAAUGCUUCGCGACGGGUUCUGAUCGUCGACCUCGACGAAUUCGUGUUUCCGCUUCCCGUGCGCGGCAGGCCCCGAACCAUAGCCGAACUUGUGGCCACGCUUCCGGCGUACAAGACGUGUCUCCUGGUGCGCAAUGUGUUCUGGAUUCGGGCGACCUCCAGGAUAGAUCGGCCUUUCAUCUUCGCGAGCCUGAACCGCAGUCCCCACGUAUGGCCAAUGGGCAUCAGGAGCAAGUACUUCGUAGAUCCCCUGGGCGUUCUGGAAGGAGGGAUACACUUCUGCAGGCGCUUCGUGGUCGUCGGUGGCCGAUCCAUCGACAAGCAGGAUUGGGUGCGCCAGGCGCUCCUGUACCAUUACCGCAUCGGAUACAGCAGCGUGUCGAAAAAAAAAUUCGCUAGGGAUACGAGCAUGCUGGUUUGGAAGGAGCCAGUGAUGGCUUCGCCUUUGAUAGCGAAGCCCAACUUCUGGAGAAGCGCUGCGUACAAAAUGCACGACGCCCUGUGGAACAGUUUCGACGUGGUGCUGAGACUAGCUCAGCGAAACUACACGGGUGUCUUAUGACUUGAUCCUGUCCCCUGUCAACAGCGCCAAAGUUCAUUUGAGCAUCCGGAUGGUGGGGACAAAACUGCAACUGUUUUUUUUCCGUAGUCAGAAGAAAACUUAUUAAAGUGUCUGAAUCCAGAGUGCAGUUCGUUAUACAACAUUAUCAGCAGGAGCUGGCUACUCUCAUUCCCGUGAAAUAAACUCAUAAUAACGAAAAAGAAAAAAGAAUAUACUGAAGAAUAACGGGAGACGUUGCGCUGCAAAGAUUUGCACACAGAUAUUACGACUGGCAC